AUGGUGUUGAAGAAAAAUCUUCUCUGCUGGCUGCUGCUGUCAGCCAUAUUGGUUAAAACGGCCUAUUGCAUUCCGACUUCGGUGGCAACCGAAACGGAGGAUGAAAACGAUUCUGAAUGGGACGAAGAUGAGGAAUCAUCCGAAGCGGAUGACGACGGGCGAGUCUACAAGAAUCCGCGGAAUUCGCCCUCGACCGAAUGUCCCCGAGACGAGGAGCAGGCGACAUUGUUGGGACAAAAAUGCUUACGAAAAUGUUCGUCGGAUGAAGACUGCAAGAGCAAGAAGAAAAAAUGUCUGUGCGAUGGUGCUUGUGGAAUGUCAUGUAUCAAACCGGAUCGGGAGUGUCCUCUGCUAGAACAGCCACCGACCGGUGCGGUCACGGUAUCUGGCAAUCAUUUUGGAUCGCGAGCCGUCUAUACUUGCCCACACGGAUAUCACGUGGUUGGGUUGCAAAGUCGGCUAUGCCAGGCGGAUGGAACUUGGGCUGGAAGUGAACCGAUUUGCAAACAGAAUAUCUACUGUCUACAGCCACCGGUAAUCGAACAUGCUCGACAUUCGGCACUACCGGAACAAGCAACGUUUGACUUGGAUUCAACCGUGCAGUACCACUGUCACAAUGGUUACGCAACGGCCGGAUUUCCGAGAGCUAAAUGUCUUGCGGUCGACGGUCAAGCCAGCUGGUAUGGGCCUGAUAUUUCCUGUGAACCUCGAUCCUGUGGACAACCGACGGACCCGGCACACGGAUGGCACUCUGGGGAGAGUUACACGUUCGGCGGAAAGGUCAACUACCACUGCGGCGAAGGGUACGAGCUGGUCGGUAAAGCUGAACGAUACUGCCAGGCAGACGGUUCGUGGACACCGAAGGAACUUCCAACCUGUGUUUUGGUUACCUCAGUGCAAUGUCCCUCGCCGGAGAAUCCUCGCAAUGGUAAGGCGAUCUACACGAGUACUUCGUACAAUUCGGUGGUCAGCUAUGAGUGUCGCUAUGGUUACACACUAGUAGGCGAGAGUUCACGUCGUUGCGGUGCUGACAAGCGAUGGACAGGAGCCUUACCUGCCUGCAAAGAAAUCAAUUGCGGUCAUCCGGGGACGCUGUACAACGGUUGGCUGGAGAACAUUGAAAGUGGAACCGGAUUGGGUGCCAGCAUUAUAUUUCGAUGUCACCCGGAGAUGUUACUGGUUGGAAAUACUUCAUCCGUUUGUCAGAUAGAUGGACGGUGGCGAUAUCCCUUGCCGCAAUGCCUAGCACCUUGUGUGGUUCCUUCGAUUUCCCAGGGACAGGUGAUACCGAUCGAGUUCGAUGUGGACGUAAAUUCGACAACCAUCGUUCCCACCAGCGGAAGCAGUUCGAAGGUGAAACACGGCACAGUUCUGGAAGUGAUCUGUGAUGAACACUACGAAUUUCCAUUCUCAUCAUUGUCACCUCCAACGUGCAACAAUGGAACUUGGAGUGUGAUUCCUCGAUGUGCUCCGGCGAGAUGCAAAACAAUGCCGAAGCCCCCAAAAUUCGGAAUGGUUUUAGCCCCAAAGACAGAGCAUGGAAUGCGUGCAAGAUUCAAGUGCAAAGAUGGAUACAACCUUACUGCACCGGGUGGAAAAGAGGUGACAAAUCCUAAUGAUUAUGUCUUAAUUUGUUCUUUUGGAAACUGGACUGGAGAAACUCCACAAUGUCAGGAAGUUUACUGUGCUUUUCCUGGUUACAUUCCCAACGGCAAAGUGCUGCUUGUUGGCAAUAUGGGACUGUACGAUUAUAGACCAUAUGUUCGGAAGGUGAUAAACAAUAAGCAAAUUAUGUACGAGUGUGACAAGGGUUACGUGAUUGAUAUUGGCCCUCCUGGAGCAACGUGUAUUGGAGGCAAAUGGAGUCCCCGCGAAUUACCGACUUGUAUUCCCGGUCAGCAUCCCAGGCUCCGAUGGAACAGGCGUCGCAGAUCGAUAGAUUUGCGCUUACGUUUUAGUAGAUCUAAUCAUCUCAAGCAGCACUAUCGAUACCUAAAACGUAAACUGGAAGAACAUGAAAACUACAAUAAAAUGUAUCCUGCCGCGGAGGGAACUGUGCAUGACAUUAUCAAGAGAGAUAUCACAUCGUACAGAGGACAGUUACCUCACAGGAGACACUAUAAUUUUGACGACUUUCAAAAGUUUAGAGCAAAACGUAGCAUCGAAGCGAAUCGUAACAGUUUCCUAAGAAACGCUUUUCAUUCGGCGAUGGUUCGUAAGCGCAGAGAGCUAUCCGAUGUCGAAAAGGCCUACAACAAAUAUUAUGAACGGAUCAAGGCCAAAUAUCGAAACUACGUACAGAAUCUAUUGGGCUACAAUAAAAUGCGACCCUUGCAGGAAAACCACAAAAUCCACGUUCAGGAUGGAAGAUGGUAUACAACGGAUCCCGAAUCUGUCUCCCGAAACAGAGUAAUUCACAAAGCACGAAUCGGAACCAACGACUUCGAGGAUGAAUCCACAACCAAAGAACCGAAGCCAGUUAAAGCGAAAAUAAACAUAUCCCACCUUAAGAUGAAACCACAGGCACCGAUUGCAGUGCCGAAUAUAAACGAAAAGUCCACCUACAAGUACGAUUUCUAUGACCUUUCGGAAGGUAACAGUUCAGCUCACCUGACACAAAAUGAUAUUUAUUCCAACUACUUCCCCCCACCGUUAACCGGAAGAUAUCAUACCAAUUGGCAGUUUGCGUCCGAGGUUGUCCCCAAGGUACAGGGACGAUCGGAAGACAACAAUCGUAUCUAUUCAAGCUACUCGUUGUAUCACAAUCGAACGGAAACGAAGAAACCAAUCUCGACGGCGGCAUUGAUGGAACAAUUACACUCGCAAAUUAUUCGUAAAAAACGGGACACCAAAGAAGUUUCAGUUUUAUCGACCGAAGAUACCCGGCAACGGGGUCAGAAAGCCAACAGAAAGAACGCAGGUGGUGUUGUCAACCAGACGGAAGCUUCGGGGGUUGAUGGCACGGAUCCGGUAAAAAAAGUAAAGUUCAAAGGACCAUGUGAACCAUUGGCAACCGAAAGUUACGCACAGUUGGAGAUUGUUCGACCGGGUAAGGAUCCGAUUGAAACUUUCGGGCCGGGAACGAUUGUUAGGGUCAUCUGCAGUAAAGGUUACAUAUCCAACAUGGUCAGUCCGAAUGCAACAUCCAAGUGUGUCAGAGGCAGAUGGAAACCAAUAAAACCGACCUGCAGUAUGAAGCCUUGUUUCGUUCCUUCGACCGAACACGGGAAGUACUAUGCCGCACCGGUCGAUAUGACUACGAUGGAUGCUGUGAAACCAACAACCGCGGCCCUCACGCCAAUGGAAACGAUCGAUAAUGGACAGAUGAUUUCCUUCCAGUGUGAUCAGGGUUACAACACGCAGGGUCCGUCGAAUUUGCGCUGCUGGAACGGCGAAUGGGCAGCCAGUACUUUACCGGAAUGCUUACCGGCACCAUGCGUUCUGCCACAAAUUAUGCAUACCAUGUAUCAAGGAGGUUACCGAGCAGGACUUACCAUUGCACAUGGCAGCUCGGUGAUGAUACAGUGCGAAAGCGGAAUGGGAAAUAUUGCUCCAGUACAGAUGGAUUGCGCGCUCGGUUCGAUUACCCCGGAAAGCGUGAACUGUGGCUAUGUUGCUUCCCGUAAAUCUAGAGACGAUGACAGCAGUUCGGUCAUUGUACUUGAUGGCAGCAACGUAACUUCGGCGGAGGAUGAAAACGACGGAAGAGACUGUGGACCACCGGGGAAGGUCCACGGAUCCCUGGUCUAUAAAAAUGGCGAACAAAUCGAUGACAGUGAAGAAGGUUUCCCGUCAGGGACGGAGAUCGCAUUCGAUUGCAUAGCUAGUAUUACUGGUGAACAGACUACAUGGAAAAUUAUCUGCGAAGAUGGGCAAUGGAUCGGACGUUCAAUGAAUUGCGAUGACGACGAUCCGCUGUUUCAUCGGAUUCCUUCGGCAAACGGGUCCUGUGUGUUUCGAAACAACGAGCCGCAUGUUGUAAGCUUUUACAAUGAUCUCGAGAUAAGAGAAGAUAUUGUUGAGUUUCCACCUGCAACCACUAUCAUUUCCAGAUGCGUAGAUAUUGGAAAGUACGCCAUGAUUGGAACAAGUGUCCGAACCUGCGUUCACUCGGAGUGGACUGGACAAAAACCGUCUUGUUUCGGUUUGAACCAGGAGAAUGAUUAUGCAAUGGAAAAAUCACCCACAAUUCUGAUUCGUCAUCAAAAUGGUCCAAUUGCGCAGAGCAACGAUGGAAAGCUAAUCGUUUACCCGGGAACGACGGUGCACUUGGAGUGUCUAUGGAUGAGACGUUUUGGAAAUCCCAAAUGGAAUGUGAGCCACGACUAUAGAAAGUACCCGGAAGGUUGGAGCUCAGAUGAAGGUCGAGAUCCGCAGUUGGAGUACCGAAUUAGCAUUAUGCACGCCGUUAAGGACGAUUCCGGUAUCUUCACCUGUGUUACUCCGGCAAGGCAUACGCAUUCAGUGGAGGUUAUAGUAAAGCCCGUUCAUUGCAAUGAAAUCCAAGUCCGGCGAGGGUUAUCGGCAAGUACCUCGGAAACCAUGAUGGGCACUAGAGUUCUAUUCUCGUGCACAAAUGGAAAUGCAUUGAUCGGAACACCAGAAAGCACUUGUUUGCCUAGUGGAAAUUGGAGUGCCCCACUACCGGUCUGUGAAAGUGUAGAGUGUGGAGAGGUACCGAUUCAAGCUAGCAGUAACGGUUCCGCUCCGCGGGUGGCAAUUCUUUCCCGUGAAGUCGGUGGACGGGCGGCAUUUUCCUGUCCUCCCGGUUAUGGACUAAGAGGACCUAGCGAGGCUAUCUGUUUACCUUCCGGUGAAUGGGGAGGGCCGUUUCCGACGUGUGUUGAGGUUCAAUGUUUCCAUCCGGGUGCACCGCAGAAUGGAUAUGCCCAGGGAACGCCACCUUACCGAGCUGGAGAUGUAGUGCAGUUCAACUGUAACCCGGAAUAUAUGAUGCAAGGUCAACCGAUAAUUGCCUGCCAGGAUAACGGGCGAUGGUCGGGAGGCUUACCAAAAUGUGUACAAGCAUGCUCGUACCCGGGUACAGCCAUCAGCGGAAGGAUGUCGUCGGUUAAGUUCUACUACUCGAUCGGCGAGAGCAUCACGUUCACCUGUGAUGCAGGGCUGGAGCUGCGGGGAGCUAAAAUGUUGAAAUGUCUCAAAAACGGCAAAUGGUCCAACGCUAUCCCUACCUGUGUCAAUCCGGAUGCCGUGAACGUGCGAAGUGACGCCAAGGGAAUCUUUAAGCGGGACAAUUAG
Sabethes cyaneus is the source of this 5259-nucleotide messenger RNA. RefSeq lists its product as uncharacterized. Gene Ontology annotation, cellular component: extracellular region. The transcript is spliced from 15 exons. The record is from RefSeq and is a predicted model, not a curated record. Gene Ontology annotation, molecular function: peptidase inhibitor activity. The coding region runs from base 1 to 5259 and encodes 1752 amino acids. Lineage: Eukaryota; Metazoa; Arthropoda; Insecta; Diptera; Culicidae.